AUGACUAGCUCAAGUAAUAUAAAUACUAAUUUAGAUAACAAUUUGUUUUUAAAAAGUGCUAUUAUAUGUGAUAAUCAAAAUUCCUCUAUGACUCUCUAUAAUAAAUUAGACGAUACAAAGCAUAAAGUUAAAUAUUCAAAUGAGAAAACGAGGGUAAUUAAUCCAGAAUAUCUGGAAUGGGAUGGUUCAGAUGAUUUAGAUAAUCCACAUAAUUGGUCAGUUUGGAAAAAAUGGUACGUCACGUUAACUGCGGCUGCCCUUGGGUUUAUAUGCACAAUGGGGUCUUCAUUAUAUGUUUCUGAUAUUUCAUCUAUGAAAGAAGAAUUUGGGUAUGGGGAAGAAAUUUCUUUAAGUGGAUUAACUUUUUAUUUGAUUGGUCUUUCUACAGUAAUUUGUGCUCCAUUGAGUAAAAUAUUUGGUAGAAAGCUUGUUUAUUUAGUGUCGUUGCCAUUAUGUAUGCGAUGUACUAUGGGUAUUGUCUUGUCCCAUGGUCAUAUGAAAAUUAUCUUACCUCUAAGAUAUUUAGGUGGUAUGUUUGCUUCUCCACCCUUAUCUGUAGGCUCGGGAACUAUUAUCGAUAUUUUUGAUAAUGAUGAAACAUCUAUUGCAAUGACUUUUUUUUGCAAUGGUUCCAUUCUUGGGUCCUGUCAUUAG
Molecule: messenger RNA, 654 nt
Organism: Henningerozyma blattae CBS 6284
Lineage: Eukaryota; Fungi; Ascomycota; Saccharomycetes; Saccharomycetales; Saccharomycetaceae
Exons: 1
Coding region: 1-654 (217 amino acids)
Biological process (GO): spermidine transport; spermine transport; transmembrane transport
Molecular function (GO): spermidine transmembrane transporter activity; spermine transmembrane transporter activity
Source: RefSeq, a predicted model, not a curated record